Molecule: messenger RNA, 686 nt
Organism: Cuscuta campestris
Lineage: Eukaryota; Viridiplantae; Streptophyta; Magnoliopsida; Solanales; Convolvulaceae
Source: the annotation of a GenBank genome assembly
GAAAAAUGCCAUGUUUAAAAAAAAACAAAAAAUUAAAAUCUUUUUUUUAUUCGUUCUUGUCAUUUCCCUCCAGCAUCCACUCAACGGAAAACAAAUGGGGUGUCAAAAGAGCGAUAUUUAAGAUGAACGAGAGCUAUGUCAAGUUCUUGGAUGGUCAUUGACAAAUGAUUUGAUCAGGGACGACCACCGACGCAGCCUUCCGCAGAAGUCAACGACGAGCCCUCCCGCCGCGUCUGACUUCCCCUGCCACAUGCGAUGUCUCCCACCACCAGCUGAAUCCAGGCUCUGUUUCGUACACGAAAUUCAAACUGUGAAUCAAAAUUGGGGACAACAAUUUCAAUUUUGCUGUUUGGUAGCACAAAAAUAUGUGGACUUGGAAUUGGUGGUGCCAAAAAUGAAUUGGAAUUGGAGAACUCACUUCCAUUCAAAUCAAUUCCAUAGAAAUUUCAACUCCCAAUUCAAUUCCAGUUCCGUGUACCAAUUGGACCCUUACUCAUUUCGGUUCGUGCCUGCAAUUUGGCCUGGGGGCUGGGAGAGAGCUUUAGCUUCCUAAGUUUCUAAAGGUGUCUAUUGUGGUAUAUUUGGGCAUAUACCUGAAAUGUGUGCAGUUUUCUUGUAUAAAAUUUCUUCUUGAAAAGCUUCUCCUAGAAAUUUCAAUGUUCCAUUCAUUUCUGUACUGUAAGUUU